This is a messenger RNA of Hypanus sabinus (Atlantic stingray), 4016 nucleotides long. Its product is annotated as proline-rich protein 36-like. The record is from RefSeq and is a predicted model, not a curated record. Lineage: Eukaryota; Metazoa; Chordata; Chondrichthyes; Myliobatiformes; Dasyatidae. The coding region runs from base 17 to 2698 and encodes 893 amino acids. The transcript has 2 exons.
CAGGACAUUUGAGACAAUGGAGAAUGGGAUAAAGCGCCAAACGGAAUACACAAAGGAUUUUGACUAUGAGGAGUUGGUUAUUGACGAAGGAUCAUUAAAAUCGGUUAAGCUGAUUGCUAAAGAUAUCAACAAGGAAGUUUCGUUGUUCUUCCUUAAGCCCAGGUUGCUGAAGGUGUCGGACACCAUGCCCUGGAUCUGCUCUGUUAGAAGUAUCUACAUCAUUUGUGAAGUUUACACCACCAACAUCCAGCUCCUGGUGUCGGACAGUAAACUGAUCCAAUGGUACAAACCCGACAGCAGGAUUCCCAUUGCGUUUCUCUGCAGGAAGUUCAAGUUGAACUCGACGGGGCUGAUUGGUGCCGAGUUGGCCAUGAGGAGGUCACCAAAGAGCGCCAACUUUGUAAAAUCUUCCUCCAGGGUUUAUCACCAGGUGCUUGUCCGGGAUCAAGGCGCUCCAGCACGAUGUGAGGAUGCCAGAGGCUUUUUCCGAAGCAUUCUACCAGAAUGCUGUCUCUCUUGGAGCCCCGCUGAUUUGAAAUCCCAGCACUUCGCGCAAGGUGGAUCCCUUCAGGCAAAGCCUUCCACAUCGCUGGAAGAGGGUUCGUCUGAUGGAUUUUCGCACAAAACAGGCUCUUCCCGCAGCACAUCCAACACACCGACCCCGAGGGCAGACAGGAGGCCCUGGAUCUCCCUGUCGUCCCCUUUGCCUGUCACUACCAAGAAUCUGAUCACGCUAAUGUCUCCGCCUCACGACGCCGAGGGGACGGUGGGAGAGCCGUUCCGCGUCGACACAUCGGCCAGAAUCCCGACACCGGCCCGCGAACGCUUCUCCCGCCUGUCUCUUCGUCAACCCGGCAUGCAGUCUACCACGGUAAUAGAAAAGGUUGCGACAACUUCGGUCGUUUCUCCCUCUACUGUGGACAGCCUUGCUUCCCCCAGGAAAGCAGUGACAUCUUCUGCCUCGUCAGAGUCAAGUUUGCCGACUCCCUAUUCAUUGCAGGAAGUUCCCGGAACUUCUGCCUUACCGCAGUCAGUUGCGGAACCAUCUGUGGAGACUGCUCCCACGCCCCACUCAAUUGCGGAGUACCCAUGUGUCCUGCACAGCACUGUGGACUUCACUAAUUUGCCACGGUCAUUUCCGGAACCCCUUCUUGUACAACAGACAGUUACGAAACCCGUUCUUGUACAACAGUCAGUUGCGGGACCCGUUCUUGUACAACAGUCAGUUACGGAACCCCUUCUUGUACAACAGACAGUUGCGGAACCCCUUCUUGUACAACAGACAGUUGCGGAACCCCUUCUUGUACAACAGUCAGUUGCGGAACCCGUUCUUGUACAACAGACAGUUGCGGAACCCCUUCUUGUACAACAGACAGUUGCGGAACCCCUUCUUGUACAACAGACAGUUGCGGAACCCCUUCUCGUACAACAGACAGUUGCGGAACCCCUUCUCGUACAACAGACAGUUGCGGAACCCCUUCUCGUACAACAGACAGUUGCGGAAACUGCUCCCUCGCCCGACCCAAUUGCGGAGAAUCCGCGUGUUCCGCACACCGCAGUGGAAUUUCUUAAGUUACCACAGUCAGUUGCGGAACCCCUUCUUGUACAACAGACAGUUGCGGAGCCCCUUCUUGUACAACAGACAGUUGCGGAAACUGCUCCCUCGCCCGACCCAAUUGCGGAGAAUCCGCUUACACCUCAGGCUCCUGCGGGAUCCACGGUGCCGCAGCGACCAGUGGCUGCACCCCGAUGUUUUGCGAAUACGGGGGCAGGAGGCCUGCAACCGCCCCCCGCCCGUCCCAGCAGCAGUUCGUCUUCCAGCUCCAGCAGCGGUUCCCGGCUCUGUAGCACACGUCCGUCCGAGCCCCGGCACCGGGAGCUAGAACAACAACAUGGCACCGACUCCUCAGCGCUGAUCCUCACCAUCCAGGACUUGAUCAAUAUCCUCCGGGCCAUUGUCCUGUCCGGGCACCCACCGCCCUGCUCCAGCAUCAGUCCGCCUGCCGCUCACCACCCGGGGCUCGACCAAACCUGCGGCGCCCCGUGGGCCCAGGAAAGGCGAGAGCCGAGCCCACCGCCGGGGCCCGGAACCCGCCUGGUCAGACGGCGCCGGACGCCCACCUCCGACAGCUCAACAGAGCUCGGCCCCCGUCAGCCCCUCAAGGUGACCGCUCGGCCCGUCAGCCGCCUGCCCUCCUCCUCUUACUCGGCCCCGCUCAGGGAGGCUGUUGUAUCUCUGCCCAGCACGUUCAGGGAGACCGCUCGGCCUACCUCCCGUUUGUCCGUUCCCUCCUCCAACCCGCACAAGGAGAGCGAUCAACUGCCCUCCCACUCCCCCGCCUCUUUAUACGACCCGCCAGAGGAGGCAGCUCAACCCCGCCACUCCCCUCCCAUCAGGCUGAGGGAACGCUGCCGUAUCCCGGUCACACUCUCAGAUUCCGAGGGCGAGGAGAUGCCGCCGCUGGCCCAGUCUCCCCCUGGGCGGCCGCCCUCCGCAGCCCCGAGGUGCCCGAACUGCGGCGCUGCCCCGGGCUUGCGGGCGGCCGCCUGUCCCUACGAGCUGGAGUGGGAGCGACACUGGGCGGCAGCAGCCACGCCGGAGCCUGGAGCCGAUUCCCACACCCGCUGCCUCGGAUACAUGGUGCCCAACUCAUCCGACUCGGAGGCAGAGGGGAGGGCGGAUAGAUCAGGGCGCUGAUCUCGGCCGCCCCUGCAGUGUCUGCGCCCGAGUCGCUGCGGUGAAAUAAAGAGCGUUUUCGCUUAGACGUGACCAAUCUCCGGUUUGCGGGCAGACGUUUCUUACAACGGUUCACUCCGGGUCAGAGAUGAGGGGAUUUCAGGAGGGGCAAAGGAAAUUAUAUGGAUUCCCGAUUCAGGAUGGCGGAGAAAGAAAGUAGGCGUACAGGGUAAAGGGUGUAACCAUAAGACAUGGGAGCAGAAUUAGGCCAUCUGGCCCAUCGAGUCUGCCCCACCAUUCAAUCAUGGCUGACCCUUUUUCCUAACUCCGCCUCAGCUCCAGUUCUCGGCCUUCUCCCUGUAACCUUUGAUGCCAUGUCCAUUCAAGAACCUAUCUAUCUCUGCCUUAAAUACACCCAACGACCUGGCCUCCACAGCUGCACGUGGCAACAAAUUCACCUCCCUCUGGCUAAAGAAAUUUCCCACAUCUCCAAUUUGAAAGGGUGCCCCUCUAUCCUGAGGCUGUGCCCUCUUGUCCUAGACUCCCCCACCAAGGGAAACAUCCUUUCCAUAUCUACUCUGUCUAGGCCUUUCAACAUUCAAAAGGUUUCAAUGAGAUCCCCCCCCAUCCUUCUGAAUUCCAGCGAGUACCGACUCAGAGCCAUCAAACAUUCCUCAUAUGAUAACCCUCUCAUUCCUGGAAUCAUCCUUGUGAACCUCCUCUGAACCCUCUCCAAUGCCAGCACAUCUUUUCUAAGACGAGGGGCCAAAAACUGUUCACAAUACUCAGGGUGAGGCCUCUCCAGUGCCUUAUAAAGCCUCAGUAUCACAUCCCUGCUCUUGUAUUCUAGACCUCUUGAAAUGAAUGCUAACAGGGCAUUUGCCUUCCUCACCACCAACUCAACCCGCAAGUUAAUCUCCAGGGUGUUCCCAAGUCCCUCUGUAUCUCAGAUUCCUGGAUUUUCUCCCCAUUUGAAAAUACUCCACACAUUUAUUUCUAUUACCAAAGUGCAUGACCAUACAUUUCAUUGGAGGAACAACACCUGAUAUUCCAUCUGGGUAGCCUCCAACCUGAUGGCAUGAACAUUGAUUUCUCUAACUUCUCUUAAUGCCCCUCCUCCCUUUUCUCUCUGCCUAUCGCUCCUUGCCUGUUCUCUAUCUCCCUCUUCUGCCCCCCUCCCCCUUUCUUUCUCCCUAGGCCUCCCAUCCCAUGAUCCUUUCCCUUCUCUAGCUCUGUAUUCCUUUUACCAAUCACCUUUCCAGCUCUUAGUUUCACCCCACCCCCUCCGGUCUUCUAUCAUUUCAGAUUUUCCCCUCCCCCUCCUACUUUCAAUUCUCUU